This is a messenger RNA of Trematosphaeria pertusa, 800 nucleotides long. RefSeq lists its product as uncharacterized. The transcript has a single exon. The record is from RefSeq and is a predicted model, not a curated record. The coding region runs from base 73 to 711 and encodes 212 amino acids. Lineage: Eukaryota; Fungi; Ascomycota; Dothideomycetes; Pleosporales; Trematosphaeriaceae.
CCCCGUCCAACCUCCCAACGAGGCUGCUUAUAUACAUAAAUCUGCGAGAAAACUGCCCUCAGUAGAAAAGAUAUGCUCACAUCCCCCGCAAGACAGCGUAAUACGAGGCUCUCUUGCUGCGCGAGGGGCGUCCAUGGUGGGCACCCGACAACGUGUCUCUUCCAUUUAGCCUGUAAGCGAGCGCGCACCCCUUCCCUGCCGGCUCCGUCCCAAUCACCUCACCAAACAAACCCCUACCUCCGACCCCUACCCGUCCGAUGCUCGCCCAACGAAACAGGAAGUUGGAAACACAGCGGUGGGUUCGCCAAAUCCCACGGCAAGGGGUCGCCAACGGGCGUGCCGCUCUGUUGCGUUUUCGCUGCUUUUUGCCCAGACGUCCGUCCGGCCACGCGGUUUUCUAAACUUGGCCUGGAUGGCGAACAGCUGCCGAUUGCAACACGGAGCACGCUGCGCGCUCGCACACCGCACGCGCAACGUGCGAAAUCUGUACCGGAGCUCCGUCUACGCAGCUCGCUUGCCCUUCCUGCUGGGUACGGGGUAGGGGGGAACGUGCGUAUUACGAACGACGUGUGGCCGGUCGGUCGACCCUGCACUGCGCACUGCGCACUGCGCACAACGCAUGUUCACGCCUGUCGGCGGAAAGAAAAUUUUCCCUCUUGCGCCUACGUGCGUAGGCUUGAAGCCGCAAGCACAGGCCGAGGCGCGAAUUGACCAUGCGCGUGAUCCCUACACACAGCAACCCUCAGCUCGCCCGUGAAACCUGCUCCAAAGAAAUCGAUAUAUCGACCGCUCGCAAGAGG